Molecule: messenger RNA, 1862 nt
Organism: Papaver somniferum (opium poppy)
Lineage: Eukaryota; Viridiplantae; Streptophyta; Magnoliopsida; Ranunculales; Papaveraceae
Product: putative F-box/FBD/LRR-repeat protein At1g78760
Exons: 3
Coding region: 299-1690 (463 amino acids)
Molecular function (GO): protein binding
Source: RefSeq, a predicted model, not a curated record
GCAAGGAUAAAUGAACCGGUUAAAUAAAGAGUUCAUCGCACCUAGGCUCUAGCAAAUGCAUCUCUCUUCGUUUCUCUCUCUCAAUCCCAAAAUGCUGUUCGCUUAGGUCUAGGGUUUAACAAAUAAUUUUCCGGAGGAAACCAGAGUUUGGGUGGAGUUCUCUUCCACUGUAAUCGGAGUCAACCAACUCCAUUAAAGCCUAAUUCAGGUAAAUGUUACCAAUUUCUAGGAUUUGUCUUGGCUUUCUCUUAUAUUUCUAUAAUCUCAAGUUUGAAAUUUAAUUAGUAGUUCAAUCAACAUGGAAGAAAUGAGAAAUGUGCCAUUUUCAAACAAUCAAGACAGACUCAGUAAUUUACCAGAGUCUCUAAUUCAUCACAUCCUUUCAUUCCUGGACAUGAAAUAUGUAGUCCAAACCAGCAUUUUGUCUAGAAAAUGGAGGUAUACGUGGACCACUGUCUCCACUCUAGUCUUUGAGUCUGAUGCAUUUAACGAUUCCGGUGAAAAGAAGGUGCAAUCGUUCAUGAGAUUUGUUACAAGUAUACUCAUGCUUAACAUCUCCGACAUCGACAAAUUUGAUCUUUAUUAUAGUUGGGAUUCGGAUAAGAUUGCAAAACAUCUUAAUACAUGGAUCCUUGCUGUUGUAAAACGUAAAGUUCAAGAACUAAAUAUUCAGAUCGAAUAUAGUAUUGCUUGGACUAUGAGGCUUCCUCAUUGUCUUGUUACUUCUGAAUCGUUAACCAGGUUGUUACUUGAUUUUCCUGGCUCGUUAGUUCUUCCUGACUCGAUGAAUUUACCUCGGCUCAAAUCUUUGUAUCUGGGUGCAUUAGAAAUUGAUGAUAUAAAAUGUGUUAAUAAGCUCCUAUCAAGUUGCCCAGUUCUUGAAUCCCUUGUAAUAAAAGAGUUUUGCGUAAGAGCAGGCCAUGAAUUGAGGGUGAAUAUUUGUAAACUCAAGGACUUGGACAUAUGCCCUUGUCAUUGUGGCGAGAGUGCGCUAAGAAUUAUCAAGUUGUGUACACCAAAUCUCACAUCCUUCACGUGUGAAGACUACAUGAUAAAUGAAUAUUGUCUAGAAAACCUUUCUUCUCUAGCCACUGCUAAUGUUCAAAUGACAAAAGGAGUAGGAGAUACAAAUAUUGGAAAAGAAGAUCUGUUUCUUAAGCGUAUAUUGGUGUUUUUGAUGGCAUUUCAGAAUGUGAAUGAACUGACGUUAUCGUCGGAUUUUCUUCAGGUUCUCUCAGAAGUUCCCAGUUUGAUAGAGUGCCAACUUCCUCAAUUUCGUAAUCUACGAUAUUUGAAACUGGAUAUGCGUUUUAUCAGAUGCUGCUUGUUUCCAUUAGCUUACUUACUGACGAGCUCACCAUGUAUGGAAUCACUUUUUAUCACAUCAAAGGAGCUGGAUUCUGAAGACGAUGGCGAAGUGGUGUUAUCAGGGUCGUGCAUAUUGUCUCACCUUAAAUAUAUCGAAAUGAGAGAAGUUAAAGGAUGUAAUAAUGAACUUAUAUUUCUGGAAUUUGUACUGAAGAAUGCCAUAGUUUUGGAGGAAAUGGUUUUGUAUUUCUGCGACGCUGGAAGCUCACCCUCAACGAAUACAAGAGGCGUACCUGAUAAAUUGAAUGUAAUGAAGAAGUUCAGUGAGAAGGUAAAAGCACUUCCAAGAGUUUCUUCAAGUUUGAUAAUGCUCUUCUGUUGAUCUUGUUAAACCAAGUUUGCAAGUUAGUUUGACAUCGAAAAACUCGUGUGCUCUGGUAUCGAAAAACAUGUAUUGCUUUGUUUCUAGGGAAUAUAAUUAACUUGUGUGUUCGGAUAUCGAAAAACCUUGCAUCUGUUGACUCUUAAACUUUAAUAUGAUAUUUUACAGUUUA